AUGAUGAUGCGUCCCAGCUCUGAUGAUAUCUAUCACAUAAUGGACGAAAGGUCGGCCAGUUUUCUUCCGGAACGAAGGAGGAUGUCUCGUGGGCUGCCUCAAACGGAACGUAGUAUUAAAGCCAAACUGCUACAAGACAACGGGAAUCAGGUGUCGUUUUAUGGCGACAUUCUCGUAUUUAUGCCAGGCCAAGAAGAUAUUGAAGUCACAUGUGAAUUAAUUGCUGAGCGACUCAGUAAUCUAGACGAGGCCCCCGCCUUGUCUGUGCUGCCUAUCUACUCUCAACUACCUAGCGACCUUCAGGCAAAAAUCUUUCAGAAAUCUGAAAAUGGUAUUCGCAAGUGCGUUGUCGCUACCAAUAUUGCAGAAACAUCAUUGACUGGUGAGAAUACUAGCUUUUUAUUCGUAGACUUAAGCCGGAUAGAUUGGUGA
This is a messenger RNA of Protopolystoma xenopodis, 432 nucleotides long. NCBI's taxonomy places the organism in Eukaryota, Metazoa, Platyhelminthes, Monogenea, Polystomatidea, Polystomatidae. The record is from the annotation of a GenBank genome assembly.